CCAUUUGAGACACAGCCGCGCUGACGGUUUGGAACGCGUCCGCAGCGUUCUGACGCCGGGCCGUUCGAAACCUUCUGAUUUGUCGGAAACACCGAAUGCCGCCGUUGAUUGGUUGCUCGUUUAGAACCCGCCCUUCAAAUCCGGAUGUUUUGGUCGUCCGAGCGCCUCAUGGCCCGACCGGCGGAGUGAAAUAUGAAGUAAAACAGUGUUUUUUCCUCCUUCUUUCAUCUCUUUAACCUGCUUUUCCAUCUGUGCGGCGAUGCUGCCCGAUAUAAAGGGCUCGUGUCCGUUCGCCGAGGACAGCUUUAGUCGCUUUCCCUCUCAGAGCAACAUGUACGGACUCUGCCAGGCCGGAGAUCAGGAGCUGCUCGCCGCUACGCUCAAAGGCAAAGUGGUGUGUUUCAGAUACCAGGACCUGCAGCAGAAGAUCAGACCUGUGGCCAAAGAGGUGCAGUUCACCUACAUACCAGUUGAUGCUGAGAUUGUCUCCAUUGAUGCGUUCAACAAGUCUCCCCCCAACAGAGGCCUGGUGGUGGGCAUCACUUUUAUCAAGGACUCGGGAGAUAAGGCCACUCCGUUUCUGAACAUCUACUGUGACUAUGAGCCGGGGUCAGAGUUCAAUCUGGAGUCCAUUGCACAGAGCUGCCUGAACCUGGAGCUGCAGUUCACCCCCUUCCAGCUCUACCACACUGAGUUGCAGUUCGGAGAGGGUCAGAGAGAGACUGUGUUUCUGCUCAGUGGACAUGACCAGCGCAUUCACCUCUACAAAGAGAAUGCCUCGCUGCACCAGUUUGAGGAGCAGCCAGUGGAGAGGCUCUUCCCUGAACUUAAAGAGCUGCCAAGCAAUGUGCUGUGGCUGGAUGUUUUAAGUAUUGACGAUGGUCGUCGUCUCACCGCGUUUGGCUGUCAGAACGGUUGUGUUGGACUCGCUCUCGUCAACCAGAGAGGACCUGAGAUUCUCCAGAGUUGGCGUUUACAGCAGGACAGUCCGAUAUCCACAGUGUCCCUCUUCCCUCUGAAGCUGCCGGCCCACAACAGUAACACAGAGGGGCUUCAGGUGGACGAGGUGACCGAGGUAACAGAGUAUAACCUCUUGGUGACCAGCACUAUUGAGAUGGCUGUUGUUUACAGAGAUGUGGAGCGGUGUGGUGUCAGCAGGCCGGUGUGUUUAUCAGACAGCGAUCAGUGUGACGCUGUUCUGUGUGCUCUGCUUAUUGAUCUGGACUUUGACGGACAGCUGGAGGUGUUAUUGGGAACGUAUGGUCAGGACCUUCUGUGCUACAAAUUUCAGCAGCCAGUUGGAGCAACAGAGGGGCAGUUCCAGUUGAUGUGGAGGCGGAGCUUCAAGAGCCCCCUGCUGUCAAUCAUUUACCUGGACCUCACAGGGGACGGGGUGAAGGAACUGGCCAUUCUUACAAUAAAAGGACUGCACAUUUUACAGCACAGUCUCACGAGUACAGCCGACCUCGUCCUUCAGCGUCUGGCCAACAGAGUGGCCAAACUGUCUGCUGCACCCAAAGACCAGCCAAUCACAAAGCAGGACUGUGAACGGACAACAGCUUCAUCCUCAUAGACUGCGCACAACUACACUAUAUAUUCAGACGUAUCCAGACAGCCCAUCUAAUGAGUGAAUCCAGCUACUUUGAGGUUCAUCCAUAGCUUUUAAUACAGCUUCUAUAACAUGUAGUCGCCAUAGAAAAGCACUGAUCAAUAGAAAGGGAUGUUCCAGAGCAGCUGCAGGAGUCGACCGUGUAGGUUUCCCAUACGAUCUGUUAGCAAACGGAGAGCUAAUCUCAGCAUGGUUGGGUCAGCUUGAUGCUUCCUGUAAGUCAGCUGAUUCUUACACUCUCACUCUGCUAUUAAGAAAUGGUAGAUGGUACUAUGGGUGGGCAGUAUGACAAUGUUUUAUCGGUAUUGUGAUAAAUUUUGUCACAGUAUGCUUUACUGACCAUAU
Messenger RNA from Colossoma macropomum (tambaqui), 1954 nucleotides. It is a transcript of the gene kptn, whose product is annotated as kaptin (actin binding protein). Lineage: Eukaryota; Metazoa; Chordata; Actinopteri; Characiformes; Serrasalmidae. Gene Ontology annotation, cellular component: actin cytoskeleton; KICSTOR complex; lamellipodium. Gene Ontology annotation, molecular function: actin filament binding. Gene Ontology annotation, biological process: cellular response to amino acid starvation; negative regulation of TORC1 signaling; actin filament organization. The transcript is spliced from 12 exons. Bases 260 to 1573 code for a protein of 437 amino acids. The record is from RefSeq and is a predicted model, not a curated record.